Messenger RNA from Camellia sinensis, 1381 nucleotides. Lineage: Eukaryota; Viridiplantae; Streptophyta; Magnoliopsida; Ericales; Theaceae. The record is from RefSeq and is a predicted model, not a curated record.
GAGGUAAAUAAAAAAUUAAAAAAACUAGGGAAUGAGAGUUUGGGGUUCAAUUUUUGUAGAAAUUAGUCGAUUGUGACUGUUUGGGUUUGAAUUUGGAAUUUGUGUUAGGGUUUAGGAUUUGCCUUCAAUUUGUGAUGUGUUUGCUGGUGAAUAUAUGUCCUCUGUGUUAGGGUUUGGGAUUUGUGGACAUAUAUAUCCUUUGUGAAUAUAUAUCAUCUGUGCCUACCAAAAUCCUUCACCAAAUUUGAACAUGCUCAUAUAUCGUUUGAUGAAAUGCUCUAAACAGUUUUGUGGAUAAAUUUCUUUAUUAUUGCAUUUAAUUGAAACUUUGUAACUUUCUUUUCAAUUUGUGUAUUAGAUGAAAUGUCAAGAAUGUUGGGGCUUGUAUAUGCUUACUAAUGUUUCUCUUUUUAUCUUCAACCUAUCCAUGAAACUAGUAGUUUUCAAACUAAUUUUUCACUUCUGUACCUGAAGCUUUUCUAUGGUUUGGACUCUGAAAAUCCCACGAAAAAGGGACAUUAUGGGUUCGAAUUGUUAGCUUGUUAGGUUCAUUAUUUUUAAAAGCUUGAAUUUAGAAUAAUUAUUGAUGUAACAUGCUAUAAGAACUCAGAGAGGGUAUAUAUGGAGCCCUCUUCAAAUCCUUACAAACUUUUUGUGUACUUGAGGGAGGGUGCACUUCAGCUAAGGUAUGUGUGCGGUUUGAAAUUGGUGUUGACAUUUGGAUUUUUGGCUUCAGUUUUUGCUUGGGUACAUAGGCAGAUUCUUUUGGCUUUUUAUUAGGGAUUAUUGCUUGGGUACAUAGGCAAGAAUCUGCUUGGGUACAUAGGCCAUAAUUUUGGGUACUUAUGCAUUUUUUGGCUUAGCGAGUGUAACAAUUUAGACAAAACUAUGGCUUUGAAAUGGCUUUCGCAUUAUGUAGGCAAAUUAGAGAACUAUGGCUUCUUCUUCUACUAAUAAUAGCAAUAUAAGAUUAAAACCAAGAUUGUGUGAUUGUGGGAGAACUGCGAUGAUGUAUAUUGUACGCACGAAUGAGAAUGGAAACCAAGGACGUUUGUUUUUUGUUUGCCCAUUGAAAUAUAGUCAUAAGAAACAUUGUAAUUAUUUCAAAUUCGCAAAUGAGGAUGAUAACGACACUAGCUCGACAAUCCGUUCCAGUGUUGGACCUCAGAAAGCUAUAAGAAUAGAAGAAUUAAAUGAUCUAAGGACAAGGAUUUCUGAGAUGGACAAUGAAAUUCAUGAGCAUGGUAGAAGGCUUCAAAGAAUGAGAAGAAUUUCAAGUCAAUGAUUUAUGUCAUUGUUUUUUGUGUCGUUUGGCACUUUAUCAUGUAAAUGACGGACUUUCGAACAUUGUAGAAAAUUUCAUGAAAGUAACAAAAAACUU